AUGGAGGUCUUUGAGAAUGUCUUAACGACAUUCCGAAAGAACCGCCAUUACACUUUCCACCAUUUCUGCGAGGAGGAGAAGAUUACUCACUUUUGUUUUGUUGACGACCUAUUUGUUAUUGCACGCGCCGAUGUUGAUACCGUUAAAACUAUAAAGGAUGCUCUUAAAUUAUUUUCUGAUGUUACAGUGUUCUAUGGCGGUGUUAAUGACGAGACAAAGGCAAGGAUACAAGACAUCAUGGGCAUCUCCGAAGGGUCGUUUUCAGUUCGUUACUUGGGGAUUUCGCUUACAAGAAGGCAGAUUCAUGUAGUACAUUGCAUGCCACUUAUUGAGAAGGACGAAGGAGGUGUGGGUUUGAAGAAUUGUGUCGAAUGGAAUCGUGCUGUUACUUACAAGCAUUUAUGGGCCUUACAAUCUAAGCAGGAUUCCUUAUGGGUCAAAUGGGUGCACUCCCAGUUUUUGAAACGUGAAAUGAGCAUAUGGACGUGCAAAAUUACCGACGACAUAGCUUGGUCAUUAAAGAAGAUAUUGAAGCUCAAAAACAACAUUGGUUCGAUAUUUGACAUCCGAAUUGGUGAUGGGCGUGGCACUCUGUUUUGGCACGACCCAUAG
This is a messenger RNA of Impatiens glandulifera, 612 nucleotides long. RefSeq lists its product as uncharacterized. The record is from RefSeq and is a predicted model, not a curated record. Lineage: Eukaryota; Viridiplantae; Streptophyta; Magnoliopsida; Ericales; Balsaminaceae. Bases 1 to 612 code for a protein of 203 amino acids. The transcript is spliced from 3 exons.